Molecule: messenger RNA, 1401 nt
Organism: Maudiozyma saulgeensis
Lineage: Eukaryota; Fungi; Ascomycota; Saccharomycetes; Saccharomycetales; Saccharomycetaceae
Source: the annotation of a GenBank genome assembly
AUGCAAACUUUACAACCUCAGGGCAUGGCUAUGCGUGACCAUCAAUUCUUUAAUCAAGGCAACGAAAAGCAAAAUAAUAAUACAAACGGAAAUAUAACGAUGGGUAUUCCAAAUAACGCAUUUGGUUCACAAAUGAAUACUAAUGGAUUAAUAAAUCAACCACAACAAUUACAACAGCAACCUGGUCAUUUACCAACAUUACAUGGCUUUAAUCAACCACAGGAACAAGGAAAUGUAUAUUUAAUGAAUCAAAAGGGUGGCCCAUUACUUCCACAACAGCAGGACUUUCAAGGAAUGAAGGCACAAGUACAACAACAAAAACAGCAGCAGCAACAACAGCAGUCUCAACCGUUUAAUAAUAAUGCGAAUUUGGGUGUUCCAGGUCCAAUACCUAAUAAUCUACCACCUGGACUGAACGUUAUGCAGCAACCGGGCGUGAACGUUAACGUAAAUAGACCGGUCAAUAUUCCACUAGCUCCUAAUAUGAAUGCUCCCUCUGGUGGUAAUACGGUAGGCAAUUCUAACAUGAUGCCUCCAAUGAUCCUACCACCUUUAAUGCAUUUGUUUGUCCGUGAAGUUUGGAAGACAAACCUCCAUAGCGAAUUUGUUGCUAUCAGAAGGUUGGCUACACAAUAUAAUUACAUUUCUGUGAGUACUGAAUUUAUCGGUACAUUAGCAAGACCAAUUGGUAAUUUUUCAUCAAAGGAAGAUUAUCAUUAUCAAACCAUGAGAGCUAAUGUGGAUAUUUUAAACCCUGUUCAACUUGGAAUUUCGUUAAGUGAUGCAAACGGUAAUAAACCAGACAAUGAGCCUUCAACAUGGCAAUUCAAUUUUGACUUUGAUACAAAUAAAGAAAUGAUUUCUGCUGAAUCAUUAGAAUUAUUAAGAAAUUCUGGUAUCAAUUUUGAAAAUCAUCGUACGGGAGGUAUUGGCAAAUUCGAAUUUGCUCAAUUAAUGAUGGAUUCUGGUCUGAUCCUAGAUACGAACACCACCUGGAUUACAUUUCAUGCUGCUUAUGAUCUUGGUUUCUUAGUACAUAUCCUAAUGAAUGAUAUGAUGCCAUCCACCAGAACUGAUUUUGAAUGGUGGGUUCACAAAUUUAUGCCAAACUUAUAUGAUCUAAAUCUAAUCUAUAAGAUGAUUCGUGAUUUCAAGAAUCCUCAGCAACCACAAUCACAAGGCCAACCACCAAAAUAUUCAUUAACAACAGUUGGUGACGAAAUUGGGAUCCCUCGUUUCCCAAUAUUUACUACGGUCGGUGGUCAAGCUUUGCUAAUGCUUCUUUCAUUUUGUUACUUGAGCAAACUAUCCAUGCACAAGCUACCAGAUGGAACGGAUUUUGCUCAGUACAAGAACGUAAUCUAUGGUAUUAAUGAGGACCAAUUACAACAAGCCAAAUAA